AUGACUCUGGGUCGCAAAAUUCGGGUUCCAUUCUCCCGCAUCGGGGACUACGCGGCCAGGGAGGAAUUGGGAAGAGUGGAAACUGAACCUUGUCGAGAGAGGUGGACUGUCUCCUGGACUAGCAUUCCCGGUGCACCACUCAGCACUUGCUUCUGCGGAGGUUCCGGAUCGUGCGCCCACCACACUAAGCGGGCCGGGGCGGUUCCUCAGCCGGGAGUCUGUUAUAUCAGUACUAAUCAGUACAUUCCAUCCCAGGCCGAUCCCAUUUUGGUCCUGCCAGCCGAGCAGGAAUCAGCCAAUCUGCGUCCAUCCCCUCGAUCGGCAGUUCGUCUGGGCGAUGCGGGAUUGUCCACUCCCCGUCCAGCGCCCCUUGCCAUUGGCCCCCGACCGAAGCUUUUGGGCCCAGCCAGCCCCCGCCCCAGAGACAGUCUGGACGAUCACGUCUCUCUCGUUUCUCAGGCAGCCACAAGCUGA
This is a messenger RNA of Aspergillus ibericus CBS 121593, 474 nucleotides long. RefSeq lists its product as uncharacterized. The record is from RefSeq and is a predicted model, not a curated record. The transcript has 2 exons. The coding region runs from base 1 to 474 and encodes 157 amino acids. NCBI's taxonomy places the organism in Eukaryota, Fungi, Ascomycota, Eurotiomycetes, Eurotiales, Aspergillaceae.